AUGAAGGCGCAUUGGUUCAGGAUUUACGCAUGCGAUCUUCCUGCCAAGUAUGAGUCAUUGAAGAACGAGUUUGAGCACGAGAAAGGUAUCACUAUCCUACCGAACGGUCACCUCGUCUCCAGAAUCAGCGACUGGAUCAUCUACAGCGUAGAGGCCGAAGUCAUCGGUCGUGUGGUAGCUGAAUACGGCCCAUCGACAAAGGUGGGUGCCAUCGUCGGUGGCCAGACAUCGUGUAAGGCUCCUGAGCUGGAAGCUUUUGACAAGUAUCUGCCACAAGAUGUUGAAAUCGUCUCUUGCCAUUCGCUCCAUGGUCCAGCAGUAGACCCGAGAGGUCAACCGCUUGUCGUCAUUCAACACAGAGCAUCGCAAAAGAGCGUCGAUCUGUGCGUUGAGAUCUUGUCAUGCUUACAAUCUAAAUUUGUCUUUAUCUCUGGCGAGAGGCAUGAUCGCAUCACUGCAGAUACGCAGGCGGUGACUCAUGCUGCAUUUCUCAGCAUGGGCAGUGCUUGGGCUGCCAACAAACAGUUUCCAUGGGAGAUCAAUCGAUACGUUGGCGGCAUCGAAAACGUGAAGAUCAACAUCAUGAUGCGGAUUUAUUCGAACAAGUGGCAUGUAUACGCAGGCUUAGCCAUUCUCAACCCAGCGGCAAAACAGCAGAUCAGGCAAUACGCGGCAUCGGUGACAGAGCUCUACAAGUUGAUGCUGGGAGGUCAUCGGGAAGAACUGACUCAUCGUAUCAAGACGGCGGGAUCGGCUGUGUUCAAGCAAGAAACCGACGAACACAAUCUUCUGCUUUCCGAUGACCUUCUUGACCAGUUCUCGCUGUCAAAGGGGCCCAAGGAGAGAACCCGCAACAACCACCUGAGCCUGCUUGCCAUCGUCGAUACGUGGUGGAAGCUAGGUAUCGUGCCAUAUGACCAUAUGAUUUGUUCCACGCCGCUCUUCCGCAUCUGGCUUGGGGUUACAGAAUAUCUAUUCCGGAACCCAAAUCUUCUAGAUGACGUGAUCAGUACGGCCAUUGAGGACAACACAUUUCGAUCGGACGACCUGGAAUUCACUUUUGCCGCGAGAGCCUGGUCGGACUGCGUCUCUUUCGGAGACUUUGAGGCGUACCGUGAUCGAUUUGAGAACAUUCAACGAUACUUUGCACCUCGAUUUCCCGAGGCCGUCAAACUAGGUAGCGAGAUGAUCAAGACUAUUGUGGAGCGGACAAAGUCUUGA
Cyphellophora europaea CBS 101466 is the source of this 1221-nucleotide messenger RNA. RefSeq lists its product as uncharacterized. Gene Ontology annotation, biological process: L-tyrosine biosynthetic process. The coding region runs from base 1 to 1221 and encodes 406 amino acids. The record is from RefSeq and is a predicted model, not a curated record. NCBI's taxonomy places the organism in Eukaryota, Fungi, Ascomycota, Eurotiomycetes, Chaetothyriales, Cyphellophoraceae. Gene Ontology annotation, molecular function: NAD+ binding; prephenate dehydrogenase (NADP+) activity; prephenate dehydrogenase (NAD+) activity. The transcript is spliced from 4 exons.